AUGAAGUGCAUUUCCGAGGCCGAUGCAAGAUUCUAUGCCUCUGAAGUUGUUGCUGCGUUAGAGUAUUUGCAUUUGAUGGGAUUUAUCUACAGAGAUCUAAAGCCAGAAAACAUCCUUCUGCAUCAGUCGGGACACAUCAUGUUGAGCGAUUUCGACCUGUCCAAACAAACUGACCAUAUCAAGAGACCCGAAUUAGUCUCGUCGCACAAGUCUGCAACCAACCUUCCUCAGCUAGACACGAACGCUUGUAUUAAUGGCUUUAGAACUAACUCGUUUGUUGGCACAGAGGAGUACAUUGCACCCGAGGUCAUUUGGGGUAAAGGCCACACUGCCGCAGUUGAUUGGUGGACCCUGGGAAUAUUCAUUUACGAGAUGAUCUAUGGCAUCACGCCGUUCAAAGGGUCUACUCGAAACCAGACAUUUUCCAACAUUUUGAAAAACGAGGUUCAGUUCCCCGACUACAACUCUGUUUCUAGCAGCUGUCGCAACUUGAUAAAGAAACUCCUCAUCAAGGAUGAGACAAAACGACUGGGUUCACGCAGCGGCGCGUCGGAGAUCAAAACACACGCAUUCUUCAAGAACGUUCAAUGGGCCCUUCUCAGGAACCAGAAACCGCCAAUGAUCCCUGUGUUCACGCAAAAGAAGGGUCGUCGCGACAAGGAGGGGAAGACGACGCAGGGCUCCAUCGGCACGCUCAAGUCGAAGCGCAAGACUUCCUCGUCACCAGCCCAUUCAAGCAACACCCCGGACCCCCCGACAACGUCAGCAGCCGACGGUUCCUGA
Ogataea angusta is the source of this 783-nucleotide messenger RNA. RefSeq lists its product as uncharacterized. Lineage: Eukaryota; Fungi; Ascomycota; Pichiomycetes; Pichiales; Pichiaceae. The record is from RefSeq and is a predicted model, not a curated record. Gene Ontology annotation, molecular function: ATP binding; protein serine/threonine kinase activity. Gene Ontology annotation, cellular component: plasma membrane; cytoplasm; nucleus. The coding region runs from base 1 to 783 and encodes 260 amino acids. Gene Ontology annotation, biological process: protein phosphorylation. The transcript is spliced from 2 exons.